AUGCUUCCCACGAGCCUCAGAUCGACGUAUCAGCAGUACAAGCAGGAUACAAACAUUGUUGCUUCUUGGCUGGCCUCAACUGCUCUCCAAACUGGAUAUUCCGCACCUUUGAAUCAAGUCAAUGGCUCGUCGGUGGCCUCAAGCUCGCAAAGGUUGAAAGGCAAGGCUCGGAAAGAGGCCAAGAAGAAACAAGCGGCUGCAUCUACCGCCCCGACUGACGCGAAGCCGAAACACAUCAUCGCGAUUAAGGACUUCGUUCCCCUCGCCGAACAUAUCUCCGGUACCCUGUCUUCGACACUGCCAGUGCCCGACUUCUUCUCCGCCGCACUCGACCGUGUCAUCGAAUCGCGGAAACGUUUUUCUUCCCUGUUAGGAAAGUUCCAAGCCUUUCGCAACGUAAUCGGCGACAGGCAGCAUGCCUAUUUUGUCACCGUUCUUGAGAAGGUUCGCGAUGCCUUCAAAUCACAUGUCGGCCCAUUUGACACUGGAGCACUGAGAAACGCUUUGCCUACCGUUGAGGUCAAGAGCAACGACAAGAACAAGAGCACGGCUGAGGCGAGAAACAUGUUUGAAUCUUUGAGGGUAUACGAACCGUCGGAGAGCUUCUUGUCCGCGCCUGAUGUUGCCUCUACCACUCAUGUCGACGUGGAGUACAUCGCCGAAGAAGACCCGAAAACCGAAUCUCUGUUUGUGUUUUCGAGUCUUCUCGCCGAUCUUUUCCAACUGCGUGAGGAGAUCACCGACCUCUGGAACGAGUACAGGGCAGGUACCAAAGAUCUUGCCGCUGUCUCGGUAGCCACGAACACAGCUUUCCAACUUGCCCGCAGCAUGGAGGAAGAGGUUUCCACGCUACUUGACAGGAUUGGGGGUGUCAUGGAGCUAAUCCCCAUGACCUACUCAUCGGCCUGUGCCUCCCGCAACUUGGACUACGACGAAAUACAGCGGCCUACCGACGAUUUCAAUUACGAUUGCUACCCCGAAGGCAACCAGUUCUUUUACAACGCCCUUAAUCUGUUGAAUGCCUACAAGAAUGUCUCCAUCUCCGAGGAACAACCAUUUUAUUCCGGCAAAUUCGGUUGGUAUGAUCGCCGUAGAACAGCCAGAAACCAUCGUCAACAAUGGGAAGAGGACAAGGCAGCUCUUUUGGAGGUCUUCUCAGACCUGACUUUUAUCUUCGCCUCACUCAAGGGAGUUGAGAUACAGGACGAGUUUACAAGAGGCCUCAAACAAAUGAUGACGACGAAGAAGGUCCCUGGCAUCUGGCUUUGUUUUGCAACCCAGAGCUACCUGGACAUACUCAAACUUCUCGGCCCCGACGUUGACAGGGUGGUCAACAUGUGGGCGUCAGACAACGAUAUCUUCAGUCUCACACGUCAGGCUUUCAAGAUAACCCGCAGAGAACCCGUUUUUUUGGCUCACAAUCCCAUGUUCUGUGGCCUACACACUCACGACGUUCGGGUCCUGUUUCAUCGCUUUGGCAUCGAGUACGCUUCCAAGCCCGGAAACGUGAUGCACACUGUACAGCUUUAUCAAGCGCUGCGUCAGGAGAACAUUUUGGGCGAAGAUGAGAAGAGGGAUGACCUCGAGUUCAUGAUGAAGAUGCAAGGGGAUUCAACCUUCUUCGUUGGAAAUCCGCCAAGGUCCCCCGAGGCCUAUUCAAAGAACUUUGGUCUUACCAAAGGAAUAUCUGCAACUCAUUGGAUCCCUGGCCCUGGUCGCAAGAAGAAGGGCUCAAUUCCGAGAUCUCAAGCCGGCGUCAGAAUUAUGAAGUUCAAGGCUCUUGUAUCGAUGGCGUUUGGUAGCACAAUGCUUGUCUCUUCAGAUUCCAGAGGUCUCAACGCCGAAGCCAUUGAUCAGAUUCUUGAGAGAAGCGGCUGGUUCAAGAAACAUGGAACUUCAGGGCAACCCGGGGGCGGCAACGAGAGUUCCGGUCAAGGCAAUGCAGACUCACCCGAAAAGAGCAGAAAGGUCCCCAGAGCUCUCGGCCCAGUUGAGCUCGUUCAUCAGGUGUGCUUGGCUAUUGAUGAUGAAGUAUCCGACAUAAUGUUUGAUUACUUCAAGAUUGAGGAUACUUGCAAGGGAAUUUUGAAACGGGUGCUGACUUCCCCGGUCCCCGAUACCCUCUACGUUCGUUCUAUCGAGGGUCCUCCGUCCAUAGAGGCUGAUGGCUUCAAGCCCAACUGGGAUGCCAUUGAGACUGAGUACAAGGCUGCCUUUGCAAAAGCAGUGAAUGAUCCAACCCUUACCAGGCGGCUGAAUACUGGAAGCGCGAACAAUGUUGGUUACGGACAAGCCAUUUACGCUGCAGGCUCCGCCGCUAUUAGCCAGGUCAAAAGCCUUUCUGACUGGAAUAAGGCACGGGAACAGUUCACGCAGCUCACGACUCAGAUCAUGAUGGAUCACAACCCAAACUCUACUGAAGCUGUUUCGGCCAUUUGUUACAACAAGGCUUAUGACGUGCAGGAUGCUAAGGGUAUCUAUGGUCUUCGGAGCGAAGAGCUUUCAGUUUUCCCUGCCAAGACAGACUACGACUGUUUUUACAUGGGGAAAAACAACGCCUUCUGGUCUCAGGGUGACGGUGGUACUAUCAACUUGUACACUCGUUGGUACUCAAACUCGGGAUGCCGUUUUGACGACCAGUCCGACCUCUACUGUUAA
Molecule: messenger RNA, 2658 nt
Organism: Colletotrichum karsti
Lineage: Eukaryota; Fungi; Ascomycota; Sordariomycetes; Glomerellales; Glomerellaceae
Exons: 7
Coding region: 1-2658 (885 amino acids)
Source: RefSeq, a predicted model, not a curated record